AUGUGGUUCACGCACGAUUCUGAAGAGUCUCAAGCACACUCGCAGGCGACUGGCGGACACAGUGCCAAGCUGAGCCACGAGCUCCUUGCCGCUGCCGCGUCCUACGAGGCUGCCAAAGCGUACGAGAAACACGUUCAGAAGAACGGAAAACCCGCAAACCAUGCGAAGGCCGUGGAGCUGCUUGCGGCACUGACGGGUGGCUUUGUUGACCGCAUUGCAGAGACCAAGGGAAUGGACGCACUUGAUAAGGAAAAAGCCAAGCAUGCAGCACAUGAACGCGCUAAAGGGGCACUCGAGAAACAAGGAGAAUUUUGA
Suillus bovinus is the source of this 315-nucleotide messenger RNA. RefSeq lists its product as uncharacterized. The record is from RefSeq and is a predicted model, not a curated record. The coding region runs from base 1 to 315 and encodes 104 amino acids. The transcript has 5 exons. NCBI's taxonomy places the organism in Eukaryota, Fungi, Basidiomycota, Agaricomycetes, Boletales, Suillaceae.